AUGAACGUGACUCGAUCUGUCUCUUCUAUUCGUCUACCUUCCAAACUAUGUCGUUCCUUUUUUACUUACAGUCGAGCGUUGCAAAGUGUAGCACCCUCAAGUGAAGAAAUUGUUGAACAAGAGGUAGUUGAAAAACGAGAUCCAUACGCAGAAAUCCCUGAAUCGUCAUACAAUCUUCAUCGGCGGGCGAUCAAGAAACCGAAUUUUGUCACUCACCGUGACGUGAGGUUUUCAUCUAAAAGUGAGGAUGACUUGGGCUUUUUAGACCUGACUAUGACCUUGCAGGAUUACUUUAAAGGCGAUCAACAUCAUAGUCAUAAAGUUUUCAGCAAUCAGCAUCAUUCAUAUCGCCAGGGCCAGAGAAUUGAACAAAGAACUUUUGUUGAUUUGAAACUUGUUCGUCUUCAAACGGGCAAGGGUGGAAAUGGAUGUGUGUCUUUCUUCCGAGAUGCAAAUAGACCCGUUGGUCCUCCAGACGGAGGCGAUGGUGGUAUGGGUGGAAAUGUUUACAUUCUGGUUGUGAAUAGCGUUGGCUCACUACAUCGGAUCAAAAAGAGUUAUGUCGCGGGGCCAGGAAAAGCGGGUCAUUCGAGUCAAUUGGACGGAAAGAGAGGUGAUGAUGUGGUUUUAGAGGUUCCAGUGGGAACCACUAUUCGCUGGAUCCCCAAGCCUUACGAAGUUCAUGAGCAAUUGCUGAAAACUAAUGGUGACCUAAACCAGGUUGUAAUGGAUCUUAAGCUCGCGCCAUCAACUAUGGAUAUUCAAUUUUUCAGAGGCGACUACAAGCCAGGAGAAGGAUGGAUGUUCAAGGAAAAAGACGAGGAAUACCAUCGUGAAAAGGAAUUCUUUAAUGAGUUAGAUGCGCAAGUGAGAGAUUACGAUCGUGAAAUUAUAGCUGAAGAGCUAAUGUUUGAUCGAUUCCCUUUAACUGGUCUUGAUUUCAGUAAGCCGACUGAAAAGCCCAUCCUAUUGAUUAGAGGUGGCAGAGGUGGAAUGGGAAAUAUGCAUUUUCUCACCCAAAAUAUCAGAAAUCCUCGAUUCAGUAAGCAAGGCAGAAACGGAUUGGACGAGUUCUUUCUUCUAGAGUUGAAACUUAUUGCUGACCUCGGUUUGGUAGGUCUUCCUAAUGCUGGCAAACUGACCCUUCUCCAAGCUAUUUCGAAAGCUAGACCCAGAAUCGGUCACUGGGAAUUCACUACGUUACAACCUACAAUUGGCACUAUAUUCACUCGGAUUGAUAAAGAUCCAUUCACCGUAGCGGACAUCCCUGGAAUUAUUAAGGGUGCAUCUCAAAACAAGGGACAAGGUAUGGAUUUCUUAAGACACAUCGAGCGCAGUGGAGGUCUCGCUUUUGUGAUUUCCCUUGAGUCCAAAGAUGCGGCUGCUGAUCUCAAACUACUCAUAGAAGAAGUUGGCGAAAAGAGGAUGAAGGACAAGAAAGUGAUGAUUAUCGCUACCAAGGCUGACCUCACUAAGAAUGGUGCUCAAUAUACGGAAUUGUGCGCCGCUGCAAAAGAAAUGGACAGCUCUUGGACCUGUGUUCCCGUUUGUGCACCAAAAGGAGAGAACAUCGAACAGUGUAUAUAUAUGAUGAGUGAGUUGGCUCGUCUGGGUAAAGUUCAAGGUUGA
Molecule: messenger RNA, 1629 nt
Organism: Australozyma saopauloensis
Lineage: Eukaryota; Fungi; Ascomycota; Pichiomycetes; Serinales; Metschnikowiaceae
Gene: MTG2
Product: putative GTPase
Exons: 1
Coding region: 1-1629 (542 amino acids)
Cellular component (GO): mitochondrion
Molecular function (GO): GTP binding; GTPase activity
Source: RefSeq, a predicted model, not a curated record